Molecule: messenger RNA, 2640 nt
Organism: Arabidopsis lyrata subsp. lyrata
Lineage: Eukaryota; Viridiplantae; Streptophyta; Magnoliopsida; Brassicales; Brassicaceae
Product: cytochrome P450 86A8
Exons: 1
Coding region: 689-2263 (524 amino acids)
Molecular function (GO): oxidoreductase activity, acting on paired donors, with incorporation or reduction of molecular oxygen; iron ion binding; heme binding
Source: RefSeq, a predicted model, not a curated record
UUCUAAUACAAAAAAAAAUACUACUUGAUAGUUCUCUCUUUUUUGGGGGUUUGAAUUAAAUUGUAUAUAAAUGGUUCAUGCUCGGACAUUGAAAAACUGUGGGUCAUUUAGUCAUAGAUCUCUCUCUAUCUUCCUCCUCCUCUUAGGCUCCUCAACUAAACGUCUUUAAUGCUCUCUCUCUCUCUCUCUCUCUCCAUUCUUUACGACCUCAUAGACUUGAAAAUUUUACCAUUCGAUUUUUCAAAACCUUUAUUUUCAUCUAUAUAUUGAGAUUAACAUAUAAAGUCUCUCCAACCACCUAGCUACCAGCCUAGAGCAGGAACAUUAAUGGUGGUGCACACCAUCUCAUGCUUCACAUACCCUAAAGCUCUUCACUCCAAGUUUAUGAGAGAUCUACAGAGAUAAUCAUAUAGAGAAAGAGAGAGAAAUAGAGAUCUAGAGAGAAAAUCCAUUGAAGGGGGAAAAAAACAGUCUGUCUUUCAUAAUUGCUCUUUCUAUAAAUCUUCUCUCGUGUUCUUACAUUUCUUCUAAAACCAUUCUCUCUCUCUCUUCAAACUUCAUCACUCUUUACGGAAAAUUUCUUAUUUUCACCACCUGGGCCGUCUCUAUAUCCGUCUACUUCUCAACUUUUGUGCCAAAACGUCAUUUCUUCUGAGGGAAUAAACACAAAACAUUUUCCCGGAAAAUCAUGGAGAUUUCCACCGCUCUAAUGAUUCUUUCAGCCAUCACGGCGUAUUUCUUAUGGCUCACAUUCAUAUCUCGUUGUCUUAAAGGUCCACGUGUUUGGCCCAUAUUGGGUAGUCUCCCUGGUCUAAUCGAGAACUGCGAGCGAAUGCACGACUGGAUCUCCGACAACCUCCGUGCUUGCUCCGGUACGUAUCAGACAUGCAUCUGCGCCAUUCCGUUUCUAGCUAAGAAACAAGGUCUCGUCACUGUCACUUGCGAUCCAAGAAACCUCGAGCAUAUUCUCAAGAAUCGCUUUGAUAAUUACCCUAAAGGUCCGACGUGGCAAGCCGUUUUCCAUGAUCUUCUUGGUCAAGGGAUCUUUAAUUCCGACGGUGACACGUGGCUUUUUCAGCGUAAGACCGCCGCUUUGGAGUUCACCACAAGGACACUCCGUCAAGCCAUGGCUCGUUGGGUUAAUAGAGCGAUCAAGCUUAGGUUUUUGCCUAUUCUUGAAACGGCUCGGCUCGGCUCUGAGCCGAUUGAUCUUCAAGAUUUGCUUCUUCGGCUUACAUUUGAUAAUAUCUGCGGCUUGACUUUCGGGAAAGACCCGCGGACUUGUGCACCGGGUCUUCCGGUGAACACAUUCGCGGUGGCUUUCGAUCGAGCCACCGAGGCUUCCCUACAAAGGUUUAUAUUGCCGGAGAUAUUAUGGAAGUUCAAGAGAUGGCUCCGACUCGGCUUAGAAGUCAGCUUGACAAGAAGCUUGGUCCAGGUAGAUAAUUAUUUGUCUGAGAUUAUUACGACACGUAAGCAAGAAAUGAUGACUCAGCAUAACGAUGGGAAACACCACGACGAUCUCUUAUCGCGGUUCAUCAAGAAGAAGGAAUCUUACUCCGACGAGACCCUCCAGCGCGUGGCGCUCAACUUCAUCUUAGCUGGACGUGACACGUCAUCAGUCGCGCUGAGCUGGUUCUUCUGGUUAAUUACGCAGCACCCGACUAUAGAGGAUAUAAUCCUCCGGGAGAUCUGCACCGUUCUGAUCGAGACACGUGGCGAUGACGUGGCGUUAUGGACCGACGAGCCGCUUUCGUGUGAAGAGCUAGAUCGAUUGGUUUAUCUCAAGGCGGCGUUAUCGGAGACUCUGAGGCUUUAUCCUUCGGUGCCGGAGGAUUCGAAACGCGCCGUGAAAGACGAUGUGUUGCCGGACGGGACAUUUGUGCCGGCGGGAUCUUCGGUUACUUAUUCGAUUUACUCUGCGGGGAGGAUGAAAUCGACUUGGGGAGAGGAUUGUUUGGAAUUCAAACCGGAGAGAUGGAUCUCGCAAUCGGACGGUGGGAGAUUUAUCAAUCAUGAUCCAUUUAAAUUCGUGGCGUUCAAUGCUGGCCCUAGGAUCUGUCUAGGUAAGGAUCUGGCUUAUCUACAAAUGAAAUCAAUUGCGGCGGCGGUUUUGCUCCGCCACCGAUUGACGGUGGUGACGGGGCAUAAAGUGGAACAGAAGAUGUCAUUAACUCUAUUCAUGAAGUACGGUCUUUUGGUUAACGUCCACGAACGGGAUUUAACGGUGAUCGCGGCGGAUUUACGAGUGAAGACAGUGUAAAUCUAACGUCGUCAAUGACGGGGUUGGUAACGGCGUUUCAAGGUGGGUAGGGUAGGUGAACCAAUCGCAUCUAUCAUUUACUGUCUAAUAGAGAGUGGCACUCGCCUUUUGGGCGCGUGUUAGAUACGCGGUUAUUUGGCCAACACAGCAAGCACGCCCAGUUGUCGUUGAAUGGUUUGGCUGCAUAAUUCAAUAGAGGUAAUUUUGCAAAGUGCGUUUGUUCUGUUCCUUUUUACUCAUCUGCCUCGGUAAUUCAGACAGUAAAAUUUGAUUUCAUUAUUUUGUAAGCAACUUUCAAUUUGAUUUAAUAAUUCUUAUUUUUAAUCUUCAAAUAAGGUUUCAUUUUUAAGGUUAAAGAAUCUCACAUUGUUUCGAAA